Molecule: messenger RNA, 1059 nt
Organism: Trematosphaeria pertusa
Lineage: Eukaryota; Fungi; Ascomycota; Dothideomycetes; Pleosporales; Trematosphaeriaceae
Exons: 1
Coding region: 334-951 (205 amino acids)
Source: RefSeq, a predicted model, not a curated record
UGGAGAGAAUAACCUCGAUGCGGUUUCGAAAUGCUCGAUAACAAACGACGAUCUUGCUGGACCUUGUCGACAUUGAGAAUCGAUAUGCGCCUUACCAAAUACUCCGGAUUGUCGAGACAACGGCUUAAAGGUUUGUUUUCGGGAAUGCUCCUGCUGAGAAAGCCAGAUUGACGCGUUGAUUCGAACCCUGCCGGAUUUGUAUCUGAGCUCUGAGCUGUCGCCGUGAUUGCGCGAUCUGGAUUUGACACUGUGUUCGCUUCCACUAGCCGCCUCGUUCUGCUAAAACGGUUGUUGCGUGUCUCAACCGGGCCCCAUACGGACGAUCGACCUGAGAUGAAGCAUCCCUCCCGCCUCCUCCUUUUUGGGACCCUGCUGUCGACACAUCUUGAGCAUGUACGCUAUCUCCGGAUUGCGAUAUGCCACCAAAGUCUCUCGUUGCUCCAUUGUGAAGAGUUUGGUCUCCGCAAUAUGUGGCCCGUUAUCCGAUCUUCGUCGUACGGCGCGUUUCGGGUUCUUAGAUGCGCCGGAAGACGAAUGAAGCCCGCCCAGGAAUACGCUGCCGCAGCUUUUGUCAUUUCCUCCUCCAAUGGCGGCGGGUUCUUCUUGUCAUUCGAAUUGCUGCUCGAUCCAUUCCGUUCGGGGCGGGUGGGGUACCAUAACAAUUCCUAUCAGCGCAUACGCUUCGUCUCCUUGGUUACUCCAAAUGGUUGCCAACGGUUCCGUACAAAUCCCGGAGCUUUGCUCAGGCGGGUUUUCUCGGUACUGUUGUGCAUUGAAAUGCGCUUGCUGACCUUCAUCUGUCCCAACCAGCGGUCAUCGAUAUCUCUUGCCGGCGGACACUGUCGAACUUAUGCUAGGCCGGCAUCAGUUCUUUCAUCUCCGGCGUCUUCGGUGUAUUUGACUUAUCUCCAAACCCACUCCUUCACCCAAGGCCAUCGAUCGCACCCCUAGCGGAGCGUCCUCGUUCCGAACCGGGAUUUCGAGCACGCGUUACGAAAAGGCGAGCGUCCGGUAUCCUCUGACCGCCUUGCUGCCGGUCUAUGACGCGUGCGAAUCUAC